This is a messenger RNA of Symbiodinium natans, 1935 nucleotides long. The record is from the annotation of a GenBank genome assembly. NCBI's taxonomy places the organism in Eukaryota, Dinophyceae, Suessiales, Symbiodiniaceae.
AUGGAUGGAGACCUUGCGAUCAAGGCAAAGAUCCAAGACGAAUUGGAUGCGGGGCAGUACCUUCCGGUGCAACCUGGGCUAAUCCAGGGCGCUGCGUUGCCUGCGGUGCCAGGCCUAGCGGCACUGCCCACAGUGAACUCCCUCAGGGGCCUGCAGGCGGGAAUGGUUCGACCCCCCAUGCCUGCAACAAGGCCAGUCAACGCUGCCGCCAUGGCCGCCUCCACCUCGAAAGCGCCGGGCACGGUCCCUGCCAAGGCCGGGCAGCCGGCGCUGCCCCCUGCCGUGCUCCCCUCAAGCGUGCAACCGUGCACCGUCUACGUGGGCCGGAUCUCCACCGAGGUGUCGGAUGACUUUGUUCGACAGCUUCUAGACAAGUGUGGCAAGGUCAGCAAGUGGAAUAGGGCCGCCGACCCGAACACUUCGAAGCUCACAUCGUUCGGCUUCUGCGACUUCGAGGAGCCCCAGGGAGUCUGGCGAGCUUUGGAGUUCCUCCACGAGAAGCAGCUGUGCGACAAGAAGCUUCUGGUGAAAUGCGAGGAGAAGGCCAAGCAGACAAUCGACACCUGGAAGGCCGCUGUAGAGAAGGAGAUUGAGAAGCUACUUGUCGUCAAGAACAAGGACUUCCCAGAGGUCAAAGACGGCGAGGACCAGAAAACCAAGGAGGAGGACGAGAAGGCCGCCAAAGAAGCUCUGGAAAAGGAGAAGAAGGAGAAGGAGGCGGCGGCUGAGAAGAAGGACGAAAAAGACAACAAGGACAAGGAGAAGGAGAGAACCAAGACCGAAGAGCGGGGAAAGUCCGAGGCGGACCGGAAGCGCAAGCGGGAUGAAGAACGGGAGGAGAGGGAGAAGGCCGUCUCGCGGCACUACCGGGCAAGUCGGCGCGAGCGGGAUCGCGACGCCCGGGUCCGAGACCGCGAGCGAGACAUCGAGAAGGAGUACAGCUACCGCCUCCGGGAGUUCGAGCGCAGCGAGGACAAGCGGAUCCGGAACCUCAAGCAGGACCUGCGGGACUUGGAGCCUGCUUCUGAGCCCAGCGAGCGCGAGAAGCGAAAGUUCGGCGAGCGUGACCUCGACUUCCGCGAGUCGGACGUGAAGGAGUGGAAGAGACGCCGCGAGGAUCGGGAGAAGGACCGAAAGCGAGAGCAGGAAAAGGACGCCGCGGACACGGUCGCUGAGAAGGAGGAGGAAGAGGAGUCGAAGCGGAAGAAGAAGGAAGACGAGGAGAGGAAGAAGAAGGAAAAGCAGGAAGCCGAAGAGAAGGCCAAACGCGAAGCUGAGGAAGCAGAGAGGAAGAGGAAGGAGGAGGAGAAAAAGAAGAAGGAGGAGGCAGAGAAGAAAGAGCGAGAGGAAAGAGAAGCCAAAGAGAAGGAGGAAAAGGAGGCCAGGGAGAAGGAGCAGAAGAAGCAGCAGCAGGAUGCAGCUGCCAAGCUCCUCCAGUCCGUGCAGGCGGAGAUCAUGAGCGCGCCGGCUCCUGCUCCCAAAGCAGCUCCACCCGCACACGUGCAGGCGCUCUUCAAGGAGCCGGAGGACUUAGAUGCCAACGGACAGCCUAGGAAGCACAAGCCUCUCACGCGCCUCGAUGGGCCACCGGCCGAGGACCGCAAGCUCAGGGACGACGAGAUGCGGCGGCUGAUCCAGCAGGUGCCAACGGACAAAGCUCGGGCCUUCGCCUUCGACAUCGACUGGGACGCGGUUCACGGCAACAACAUCAUAGAGAAGAAGCUGCGGCCGUGGGUGAAGAAGAAGGUCACUGAGUUCCUCGGCAACGAGGAGCAGGGGAUGAUCGAGUUCAUCCUCAAGAAGGUGAGCGCGCGCACCAAGCCGGACACGAUCCUCGCAGAGCUCGAAGGGUUUUUGGACGAAGAAGCGGAGAAUUUCACGCUGAAGAUGUGGCGAAUGCUCAUUUUUGAGGUUCUUCGCGUGAAGGCCAGAUAG